This is a messenger RNA of Penicillium cataractarum, 1740 nucleotides long. RefSeq lists its product as uncharacterized. Bases 1 to 1740 code for a protein of 579 amino acids. NCBI's taxonomy places the organism in Eukaryota, Fungi, Ascomycota, Eurotiomycetes, Eurotiales, Aspergillaceae. Gene Ontology annotation, molecular function: catalytic activity. The transcript is spliced from 2 exons. The record is from RefSeq and is a predicted model, not a curated record.
AUGUCGGUAGCAUUCUUGGCCGAUCCCAUAGAGUCGAAUAUAUCAGUCAAGGAUCUGCAGAAUGCAGCUACUAAGCUCGGUAUUAAGAUUCCAGACGGCCAAGAGACGGAGGCUUACUUGCACUUGCUCCAGUCGGUCGAGGCCGUGAUGAGACGCAUCCAGAGCAGCAACGACUACAUUCACCCUGUACUAUCCCCUGUGGCAACGAAAACUCCACGUACCUAUUGGGAGCCUCCAAAGGAAGAAAAUCCUUUGAAUGCUUGGAGAUUUCGUUGCGAAUUUAUCGCGGCAAACCCGGUCAGCAACUUACUCCGUGGAAAAACUAUAGUUAUCAAAGACAAUAUCUCAGUUGGUGGCCUACCAACCACCGUAGGCACAUUUACCGAGUUGCUUUGCAAGGAUGGCCAGCUUCCAUUAUCUCCCAUUGAUGCAUCCGUGGUUUCGCGAAUCCUUUCAGCGGGUGCAACGAUCAAAGGGUCCUCCACUUGCGAGAACUAUUGUGCCUCCCCACUCUCGUUCAGCGCUGCCAGUGGUCCUGUGCAUAAUGUCUUGGCUCCUGGCUAUACUUCUGGUGGAAGUAGCAGUGGAUCCGCUGCUCUUGUUGCAGCGACAGUCAGACGCCGUGAGACUGGUCACUCUUUUGAAGAAACGGUCGAUAUUGCGAUUGGUGGGGAUCAAGCUGGUUCGGUCCGGAAUCCAGCGUCCUAUAGUGGUAUUUAUGGUCUGAAGCCCACAUUUGGUCUCGUGCCCUAUACCGGUGCGGUCUCGUUGGCACCCAUGAUUGAUCAUUUGGGACCCCUUGCGGCUAACCUCGAAGAUAUCGCCUUGUUGCUGCAAGUGAUGGCUGGAUAUGAUGGAAUUGAUCCACGAAUGACCCCGGAAUCUCCACUACAAGCUCAAGUGGAAGACUACCCCAAAGUUCUGGCGGAGUUUCGGAACCGCGACCUGAAAGAUGGAGAUAGGAUUGGCACUGGGAUGAAGAUUGGGUUGUUGACGGAGUCAUUCGACGUCCCGGGUCUAUCCCAAGAAGUUCGCGAGACAGUGCUGCGAUCUGCCCGGUCAUUCUUUGCCGCCGCAGGAGCAGAAUUGAUAGAGAUAUCCGUUCCUCUGCACAGCGAAGGCAGCCUCAUCUGGACUGCCGCCACGAGAACGCACAUGUCUGAAUGGGCCUGCCAGGGUAAGACGUCUGGACAUUUGUCUUUCCUACCACCACAUAUCCAAGCCCAAUGGCCACCCGACCAGCGAAUGUAUGAGCUGCUCACCGCGACCAACCCGGCAGUAAUAAAUGUCAUGCUCUCUGGACCAUUUCUUCAGGAACACUUCGGUCCCAGCGUUGAAGCCAAGGCGCACCGCAAAGUAUUUGAGCUUCGAGCAGCCUACGAUCACGCAUUGACACAAGUUGACAUCCUGGUGACUCCAUGCGCUCCCACCGUUGCGAUGCCUCAUCCCAAGAUGCAGGCUGAUGGCGAUGGGCCCGAGUCAACCAUCAUGGAGAAGCUCUCGGCCGCCGUGGGGGUGACUACGAACACGGCACCGUUUAAUGUCACUGGACACCCUGCAAUGAGUGUGCCUUGUGGGUUUGGCCGUGCAGAGAGUCUUCCAAAUCAACCUGAGCUCCAAUUGCCAAUAGGGAUGCAACUUGUUGGCCGACGCUGGGAGGAUGCGAUGUUGUUGAAAGCUGCGGCUGUUUUUGAAGCAGGCCGAUCGAUUGUAUCAGCGCCCCCUGGGUUAGGAAGAUGA